UGCUCCUCCAUAUUCUACCUCUAAGGGGCGCAAAUAUUCUUGCUCUCCCUGGGCUCUAAACUGCUCGGUUAGGGUUAGGCUCUGUUCAAACAGCAAAUCACAGCACACGGGAGAGCUCCCCAGUCAUUCUGGCUUUGUAGCUGUCUCGCCCUCAUUUCCAUGGAAAGCAGAAACCCUGCCAGGAAGCAGCUGAUACUAUCCCCUUGCUGCUGGGUUGGGCAUGGGAACGCCCCCUGCCUGCAGCUGCCUUUAUAGAGCCCAGUGUGCUGCUGCUUGUGCCACUCUCCGGAGCUAGCAUGUCCCCCAUGCCCAAGGCGGCCUUCGUAGGCAUGCUCUUCUUCUGCCUGUGCCCCAGGCACCAAACAGUCCUGCGGGCCCAGGCGCUUCAUGUGCCCACGAGGUGCAUGUGCUUGAAGUUCCAAGAGAAGGUUAAUCCCAGAUUCAUAAUGGAUUUCCAGAUCAUUGAGAAGGGAGCCCACUGCCACCGCCAUGAGAUCAUAUUAACCGUGAGGCUCGAGAGAGGCCCGAGAGAAACAUGUCUCGACUUAUCCAAGAAGCAAGGGAAGGAUCUGCUGCAUUGCUGGAAGAGGAACCUGAAGAACCCCAGGAAGCAGCACCACUGCAUGAGGAGGGGGCAGCGACACAGGACCAGGGCAAAGCAAUGAGCACGAUGCACAGGUACUGGCAUCUCCAGCCCUGCAGACAAGGGGACCCGACUUUCAAAAGGCUCUCAGUGUGCUGCAUCCUGUGGUCCCUUGGCGCCAGAUGCUUUUUGUUUUCUGCUUGUAUUUCCCAAGCCUCGCUGAUCUGUCCCAGAGGCAAGCUGACCCGUGGCUCUUCCAUCCCCUGCAUGUUCAUAUGGAUACGGGCUUCCAUUGCUUUGACUCCGUACUGCUCCGCUUCAUUGGAGACAGGUCGACAGCCGCCUUCCACCCCGACUGGGGGAAGCCUGCGCUUCCCCGCGUUUGGGCACCAACUUUAAAGCAGCCCACCAGCAAGCGACUGUAAUUCCGCCCAGGGUGUUAACACAUUUCACAAGGACAUUCAUCCCUGGCACGUCACCAGCUUUCAUGAAAGCCCUGCCUCACUCCUCUCCUACCGGACACAACUGGCUGAUUCUUUGGGGUUCAGGCCCUCUGUUCUCCCCUGGGAUGGCUGUGAGACAUUCCACUCCAUAUGUUUUAUGGAAAUAUGCUUAUGAGUGUGAAUAUUCUUUCUGCAAAAGGUCUCUUGUAAGGUAUCAUACCAAAGGUUAUAAACUACUGAAAUAUUCCUCCUAUUUGUAUGCAUUGUGACAAAGUUCCUCCUCUACCUUGGUGGGUCCUGUGCUUAUUGGCAGAUUUGCUCACCUCAGUGAUCUUCCCCUCUGGUGGAACCCACAGUCUGG
This is a messenger RNA of Mauremys mutica (yellowpond turtle), 1387 nucleotides long. RefSeq names its product interleukin-8-like. Gene Ontology annotation, biological process: inflammatory response; chemokine-mediated signaling pathway; cellular response to lipopolysaccharide. NCBI's taxonomy places the organism in Eukaryota, Metazoa, Chordata, Testudines, Geoemydidae. The transcript has 5 exons. Gene Ontology annotation, molecular function: CXCR chemokine receptor binding; chemokine activity. Bases 297 to 665 code for a protein of 122 amino acids. The record is from RefSeq and is a predicted model, not a curated record. Gene Ontology annotation, cellular component: extracellular region.